Mus musculus (house mouse) is the source of this 9052-nucleotide messenger RNA. RefSeq names its product protocadherin 1 (gene Pcdh1). Bases 1666 to 5010 code for a protein of 1114 amino acids. Gene Ontology annotation, molecular function: calcium ion binding. Gene Ontology annotation, cellular component: cell junction; membrane; plasma membrane. Lineage: Eukaryota; Metazoa; Chordata; Mammalia; Rodentia; Muridae. The record is from RefSeq and is a predicted model, not a curated record. The transcript is spliced from 6 exons. Gene Ontology annotation, biological process: homophilic cell-cell adhesion; cell adhesion.
UUUGCUCAGCUCACUCAGGCGCUUCCAGCUCGUCGCGGACACUUGGAAGAGCCACAUCACAGACACAUACACACAUACAUUCACCCGUACAUAUGUGAGCACAGACAUACCUCCCGCACACCAGCGCCCACUGGGGCACAGUCACCAGCUCAGAAGCUGCUUCGGCGCCUGCACGAUCAGCAGCGGGCACACACAAGCCGUGGCCAUAGAUAGCUACAACACAAUCGGGUGUGAUACUGAGCAAUGCCAGACACACAAACACAACCUCGUGCCUUCCUGUACGAAUGUAACUGCCUCGGUUCGCCAGAUGAACGCUCAAAACCUAGCUCCCUACACAUACCGCUGAAGGAACGCACCCUAACAUAAAUGGUUGCCCACUCCUUGGCCAGGACAUAGAUAUACAGCACAGGUCUUGCUUGCCCCUCUCUACUGCACCCACACAUAUACAAUCCAGUGCCUCAUAACACGCCUUGAUAGCACACACCCUAGCAGAGAGGAACCUACAGCAGCGCCUCACAAACAGAAUCCACUGCUUCAAGCAUCUUAACACUGGUUGUCACACACACCUUACACCAACAGUGUCACAUUACACUCCGCAGCGCGCGCACACACACACAUACACACGCGCACACACACACCACACUCCACUCUCCCUGGCCAGAUUCCCUCGGGAGAAGCCUCCAGGUUCUCCUAGAGAGCAUCCAGAGCCUUGUCACCUCAAUCGGGACUUUGUUAUUGUAAUUCUCGGCACAACCGGAGACCCCGGGCCGGCCAGACCGGCUUCUCGGCGACACCUCCCCCCACUUCCACUCCGGGCCCUGACCGGCUGGGUAUUCCGGGAACAAGCUGGACCUGACAGGCCGCGCCAUGCCGCCACCCUGGAGCUGUGUGGCCCUAGAUCCCUUUGCACAAUACUAGAGAAGGUGUUUGAGACCUUUUUCGGACCAUUUAGCUGCUUCCUCCGAGCCACCUGGGUCCCUAGCACACCUAAGUCCCGCACACCUGGGUGCCCCUCUACCGGGGCCGGGUUGUAGGCCAGUCUGGUGUGCCCACAAAGCCUCGGGGCUAGAAUGGAGACCUCAGCAUGCGCAGAAGAAAAACUGGUAGGCGAACUGGACUCUCGUUCCUUCCUUCGGCCACUCUCUGGUAGUUGAGGCUUCUGGCCUCAGUUUCCCCAACAGUGAGGGUAACUAUUGCUCUAGCAGGGAAAACGAGUGACGCUGAGGCCAUCGAGGACUGAGUGCAGAGCAAGUACCCUGUCUCUGUCGCCUUGAGAGGAUCGGUUUUAUGAGAAUGUCCCCGCCCGGCCAGGCUCGCGGCUUUGUGAUUCCGGCGCCGGCUUCCUCCCUGCCCCCCUCCCGGCGCCCGCUGCGCUGCUCCCGCCGGCGCCGGCUUCUCGGGGACCUAGGCGGAGGCCGGAGAUGCGGGAGAGGAGGGAUUCCCCGCGGCGGUCCUGAAGGCGAGGGACGCAAGUGGCCUCCUGGCCUAAGAGAGUUCUUACUAUACUGCGCCUCACCUAGUCUCACCUUGGGCUCCAGGAGGCCAGGCGUCACCCUGGUGGGGGCGGGGACAGCGACCAAAACCUUAGGAGCGGUCGUCGCCUCCCACUACACACAAACACACAGGCGCACACACUAGGCCUCCUGUGGGAGGAGGCGCUCGGGCAUGCUUGGGUGUGUGCGGAGAGCGCUCACUGACCGAGAAGUUCUCCUGAUUCUGGAGCCUGCCAGGAUGGGGCCUCUGAGGCCCAGCCCAGGGCCUGGGGGGCAGCGGUUGCUGCUGCCCCCCUUACUGCUGGCACUGCUGCUCCUAUUGGCUCCAUCUGCCAGCCAUACCACCCAGGUAGUAUACAAGGUGCCAGAGGAACAGCCGCCCAACACCCUUAUUGGGAGCCUUGCUGCCGACUACGGUUUACCAGACGUGGGUCAUCUGUAUAAACUAGAGGUAGGUGCUCCGUAUCUUCGAGUGGAUGGCAAGACUGGAGACAUUUUCACCACAGAGACCUCCAUUGAUCGAGAGGGGCUCCGUGAAUGCCAGAACCAGAUCCCUGGGAAUCCCUGUAUCCUGGAGUUUGAGGUGUCAAUCACGGACCUCGUGCAGAACGGCAGCCCCCGGCUGCUAGAGGGCCAGAUAGAGGUGCAAGACAUCAAUGACAACACGCCGAACUUUGCCUCGCCAGUCAUUACCCUGGCCAUCCCUGAGAACACCAACAUCGGCUCGCUCUUCCCCAUCCCACUGGCCACAGACCGUGACGCCGGCCCCAAUGGCGUAGCAUCCUAUGAGCUGCAGGCUGGGCCUGAGGCCCAGGAGCUAUUUGGACUACAGGUAGCCGAGGACCAGGAGGAGAAGCAGCCACAGCUCAUUGUCAUGGGCAACCUGGACCGUGAACGCUGGGACUCCUACGACCUCACCAUCAAGGUACAGGAUGGAGGCAAUCCUCCACGUGCCAGCAGCGCCCUGCUUCGUGUCACUGUGCUUGAUACAAACGACAACGCCCCCAAAUUCGAGCGGCCUACCUACGAAGCCGAGCUGUCUGAGAACAGUCCCAUUGGCCACUCGGUCAUCCAGGUGAAAGCUAACGACUCAGACCAAGGUGCCAAUGCGGAGAUUGACUACACGUUCCACCAGGCACCUGAGGUUGUCAGGCGCCUUUUGCGACUAGACCGAAACACUGGACUUAUCACCGUCCAGGGCCCCGUGGACCGAGAGGAUUUAAGCACUCUGCGUUUCUCAGUGCUCGCCAAGGACCGAGGCGCCACCCCCAAGAGUGCCCGUGCCCAGGUAGUUGUGACUGUGAAAGACAUGAACGACAAUGCCCCGACCAUCGAGAUCCGAGGCAUAGGGCUGGUGACUCAUCAAGACGGAAUGGCUAACAUAUCAGAGGACGUGGCUGAGGAGACCGCCGUGGCCUUGGUGCAGGUGUCUGAUCGAGACGAGGGAGAGAACGCAGCCGUCACCUGUGUCGUAGCAGGCGAUGUGCCCUUCCAGCUACGCCAGGCCAGCGAGACAGGCAGCGACAGCAAGAAAAAGUAUUUCCUGCAGACCACCACCCCUCUCGACUAUGAGAAAGUCAAAGACUAUACCAUCGAGAUCGUGGCUGUGGAUUCCGGCAACCCUCCACUCUCUAGCACCAACUCCCUCAAGGUGCAGGUGGUAGACGUCAAUGACAACGCCCCCGUCUUCACCCAGAGCAUCACUGAAGUUGCCUUCCCAGAAAACAACAAGCCUGGUGAAGUGGUGGCCGAGGUCACGGCCAGUGAUGCUGACUCUGGCUCUAACGCAGAGCUAGUAUACUCGCUGGAACCUGAGCCAGCUGCCCAAGGGCUCUUCACUAUCUCACCCGAGAAUGGAGAGAUCCGGGUGAAGACAUCACUGGAUCGGGAACAGAGAGACAGCUAUGAGCUGAAGGUGGUUGCGGCCGACAGGGGCAGUCCCAGCCUUCAGGGCACAGCCACAGUCCUCGUCAAUGUGCUCGACUGUAAUGACAAUGACCCCAAAUUUAUGCUGAGUGGCUACAACUUCUCAGUGAUGGAGAAUAUGCCAGCGCUGAGUCCAGUGGGUAUGGUGACUGUCAUUGACGGAGACAAAGGGGAGAAUGCCCGGGUGCAGCUCUCGGUAGAGCAGGACAAUGGUGACUUUGUUAUCCAGAAUGGCACAGGCACCAUCUUAUCCAGUUUGAGCUUCGAUCGGGAGCAACAGAGUACCUACACCUUCCAACUGAAGGCCGUAGAUGGCGGAGUCCCACCUCGUUCGGCUUAUGUUGGUGUCACCAUCAAUGUGCUGGAUGAGAAUGACAAUGCACCCUUUAUCACCGCCCCCUCCAACACAUCUCACCGACUGCUGACCCCGCAGACACGUCUUGGUGAGACAGUCAGCCAGGUGACAGCGGAGGACAUUGACUCUGGUAUCAAUGCUGAGCUGACCUAUAGCAUCGCUGGCGGCAACCCUUAUGGGCUCUUCCAGAUUGGAUCACAUUCGGGAGCCAUCACGCUGGAAAAAGAAAUUGAACGGCGCCACCACGGGUUACACCGCCUCGUGGUGAAGGUCAGUGACCGUGGCAAGCCCCCUCGCUACGGCACAGCCUUAGUCCACCUUUACGUCAACGAGACCUUAGCCAACCGCACGCUGCUAGAGACCCUCCUCGUCCAUAGCCUGGACACGCCCCUGGAUAUUGACAUCGCUGGGGAUCCGGAAUACGAGCGUUCCAAGCAGCGUGGCAACAUUCUCUUUGGGGUUGUAGCCGGUGUGGUGGCCGUCGCCUUACUCAUAGCCCUGGCAGUACUAGUGCGCUACUGCCGGCAGCGGGAGGCCAAGAGCGGCUACCAGGCUGGUAAGAAGGAGACUAAGGACCUGUAUGCCCCCAAGCCUAGCGGCAAAGCUGCUAAGGGAAGCAAGAGCAAAGGGAAGAAAAGCAAGUCACCGAAACCUGUGAAGCCAGUGGAGGAUGAAGAUGACACCGGGCUGCAGAAGUCCCUCAAGUUCAACCUAAUGAGCGAUGCCCCUGGAGACAGUCCCCGAAUCCACCUGCCCCUCAACUACCCACCAGGCAGCCCCGACUUGGGCCGCCAUUACCGCUCCAACUCCCCACUGCCUUCUAUCCAGCUGCAACCCCAGUCACCCUCGGCCUCCAAGAAGCACCAGGUGGUGCAGGACCUGCCGCCUGCAAACACAUUUGUGGGCACUGGGGACACCACGUCCACGGGCUCCGAGCAGUACUCCGACUACAGCUAUCGCACCAACCCCCCCAAAUACCCCAGCAAGCAGUUACCUCACCGCCGUGUCACCUUCUCGGCCACCAGUCAGGCCCAGGAGCUGCAGGAUCCAUCACAGCACAGUUAUUAUGACAGUGGCCUGGAGGAAUCGGAAACACCCUCUAGCAAGUCAUCCUCCGGCCCCCGGCUUGGUCCCCUGGCUCUUCCUGAGGACCACUAUGAGCGUACCACCCCUGACGGCAGCAUAGGUGAAAUGGAGCACCCCGAGAAUGAGCCGGCUGGCCGGAGCAGGCCCUGAGGCAGAGUGCCAGACCUCCGCCCUUUGCCCGACGUCGCCAUGACGGGCACAUGUACCCGGGAGUGCAGCGAGUUUGGUCACUCUGACACAUGCUGGAUGCCUGGCCAGUCGUCUCCCAGCCGCCGGACCAAGAGCAGCGCCCUCAAACUCUCCACCUUCGUGCCUUACCAGGACCGAGGAGGGCAGGAGCCUGCGGGCGCCGGAAGCCCCAGCCCCCCGGAAGACCGGAACACCAAAACGGCCCCCGUGCGCCUCCUGCCCUCCUACAGUGCCUUCUCCCACAGUAGCCAUGACUCCUGCAAGGACUCGGCCACCUUGGAGGAAAUUCCCUUGACCCAGACCUCGGACUUCCCACCCACAGCCACACCGGCAUCUGCCCAGACCGCCGCCAAGCGUGAGAUCUACCUGUGAGCCCCCUUCUGGCCGGCGGCCACCCCUCCCCCAGUCGCCGGCCAGCUCCCAACCGGGUCUAUUCCAGGGCCCCACUCCUUCCUUCCCUCCGGCGUGGACUCUGUGGCCAGGGCCCGAUCGGCGGGAGUACUGGCUUCAAGACCACGUUGGCCCUUGCCCCCACGCAGGGUCCAAGUCCCUUCCCCUAUUCCUACCCCUUAGCUCCAAGGAGCCCCUUCUUCCCCCUCUAUGGGGCUCCACCCAGCGGAUGCCCUUGAGGGCUCCUCUGCAAUGACUGGGCUCCCUUCCAUCUACUUCUAGGGAGCACCCCCUUACUUUGGGCAGAUGGUGGAGUCAAGAGUGGGCAGCACACUUUAACUCAUUGUUUCCUGCAUGGCUGACCAGGGCAGUGUAGCCUUGCAGCUGGGUAAACUAGGGGACUUAGUCCCUGGGAAUGCUCAAAGGAAACUUUCCACCACCAGGGGCUCUCUGAAGGGCUGUUGUUACCAAAGGUGGGGUGGGGAUUGGGGUGAGAGUGCUGCGAAGGCCUCUUCCGGUACUGCUCCUGGGCUGGCCCACCUGCCUGUCACAGGCUCAUGCCUGAUCCCACCUGGGCACCCCCUUUCCCUGCUGGUCUUGCGGUGUCUGUAUAUAAGGACCUUGGAAUGAUGUCCCCCAUUUCUGCCUGAUUUGCAACUUUUCUUGUUGAUGUUGUGUUGUCUUGGGGGGCCCCUCUGAGGGGGACCUGCCCUGUGCCCCUCCUCCCUGCCGCAGUGCCCCCCCCCAGGCCUCUAUUGUUCCAUGUUGUAAAUACCCCUGGGGCCUUGGUGGGAUGGGGGUGCAGGCCAAGGAAACAAAGGGUGGGUGGGGGUGGGGACAGGGGUAACAUUCGCCUAUCAGCAGAGCUGGGCUUUUAUUUAAUUUUUUUUCUUAAAAAAAUACAAAUCUCUAUUUUUUUGGAACUGUUGCGCUGUGCCCUGGGGGGGGAUCCCCGCUCAGACUGGCCUCCCACACCCAGAUGAGCAUCACAAGAGGGGCCCUGAGGCUGUGGGGGGCGCAGCUGGACAGGGAUGGGAUGACUGUGCCUCUGGCCUGGUUGGGUACGUUGGGAGCAGGAAAGUUUGCUCAGGAGGUGGCUGGUUGCUGCCUCCUGUGUGGGGGGACCUUGUCUCCUGUAUGGAGUGACCUUGCCUCCUCCCUGCCCUCCAACCCCCAGCCCCUGCCAUGACUGACCCGUCAGCCUGUAAAACCACCAUUGCCUUGAUCUCAGGGGGUGGGAAGGGCUGCCUCAGGGCACCCUGGGCUCCAGGCCCCUUCUUCCAGUUGGGCUUCCCUUCAUCAGGGUCAGGGGUCCCAUGGGGAGGGGGUGGAGAGGUUAGGGGGCAGAGAAGCCCAGUCAGCCAUGAUGAGGUGGGGGUGUUUCUUCACCUUGGGGGGCCAAGGUGUGAGGGGCAUCCUGCAGAGUGCCCCCAUCUCCCACUGUGGCCAUCUCAUAGCCUCAGCCUCUCUUCCUUCCAGAAGCCCCCACUGCCUUGGCCCCUACCUCUCCAGCUCCCUAAGGGCCCAGGCUGGGAGGCUGGAGACUCAGGGUAUGGCUCCCACUUGACUUAGUCUAAGCUUGGGGAGAGUGGCCCACUGUGGAAGGGGCAGACAGGCUGCUGGGUUGUCUGGUGCCUUUGGGAGCUGUGCUGCUGGAGUCUUGACUCCUGUAACCCCAGAGACCCCACUCCCACCCCCAGAAAAGCCAGGGGCUGUAGAAUCACCCUGUUCUCUGCCUCCUUACCCCUAUUUGUGUUUGGGGUAACAGUGCUGGGAAGGGGUGCACUGUUAGGGUGGUGGCCCUGACUUCUACAGCCCUUCUAUGGAGGGCAGUGGGUAGGGUGGCUAAGGUGACAACAGCCAGGUCUAGGGGUUGGCCAAAGGCUCCCAUCCCUGGGGGAGGCUCAGAAAGUGGGCCAGGGGCUUGUUAAAGACACAGCCCCUUUCCCCUGCACAUAAGGGGCAGGUGCAAUAGUGGCAGAGCUGGUAGCAUGAGGUGCCCGGCUAGUGGGGCAGUGGCCUGGAGGGCUGUCCUGGGUCCUGAAGGCUAGGAUCUGGACAAAUAGAUUGUAUGAGGCCCAUCUGCUCAAUGGAGAGGGUAAUCCAGCCAAAAGGCAUCCCUGGGGUCAGUAGACUCCCUCUGGGAGCUCUUGGUGGCUUGGGUACCCUGACCUGGCCUUGGGGACUCCUGAGCACUGAGCAGGAGGGCAGAGGAACAUUUUGCACAAUGGAGAAGCCAGAAGGAAGGGGGUAGCCUAGAUGGCUGGGAGGGCUCAGAAGCACAGAGCAGAAGUCCUUCCAGAGGCAAAGGCAGGGCCCUGACCCCCUGGUUGGGGUAAGGGCACUGAGUCUGUCACCACCUGGGCACUCAAGAGGUGAAACCAAAGGUGGGCAGGGGGUGGGUGACAGACAGCACUAGGGACUAGCUUUGUUGGUCCUAGGUCUGUGAGACCCCUCCCCGAUGCCUUGUGUCGCGUACAGUUUUAUGUACCAAUAGGCGACAUUUGGCCAGAGGAGACCCCCCCCUCAAACCCAGCCUGACCCAGUCAGUGUCUUCCUAGAGGGGACCAAGUUGGUCCCCAUCUCUCUACUUCAGAGCAUGUCUGUUAGUAGGGGAAGGGUAUGUGGGGACAUAUUUCCCAGGGUCCCUGAAGAAGCAUCUCUCACAUCAGGAGGGGAGCUGUUUCUAGGCAUCCUGAACCUGGGGGAACCUCCCUACUCCUUAUGUCUCCCCUUGGGAGUCUCUGGGGACAUGGUUUCCCACCGGGGACCAUGGGAACAUGUCUCCCUUCCCUACCCAGGCUCUCUGGGGAGCCUGUUUGCCUCCCAGGGUUCCUGGGAGUACCUAAGACAAGUCAGUCUUGGGCCGGCUCUCUUUCCAGGCAAGAGUUGUCUCUGAAGCUCUCUGGAAGAGAAGUCUCUGACCCCCAUCUCUCCGAUGGGAGUGUCUGCCCUGCAGCACUUGGAAUGAGGCUGAGCAUCUCUGAAUUGUCUUUUCUCCUAGGGGCUCUAGGAUACCACUCUCUCCAGAGCGCGGCCCCCUGGAGCCAUUUCUUCCCUAGGUGGGGGCUGUCUCCAGUGUUGGGAGGGCUUGUGUUGACCAUGAGAAAGUCUCUUAGGAGCAUCUCCUUGUGAGACUUCUCUGGGAGAGGGGGGCGUCUCGCCCAAGGGGGUUUCAGGGCGGGUAUGUCUGCCCAUGGGGAGGGGAGACUGUGUCUCCUCGGGUUAUCUGAGUGGGGAGGGGGGCCGUGUCUCUCUCGUGUGUCGGGUGGGAGGGUUGGGGAGGGGGGGUCUGGGCGCGUCGGGUGCCCACUUCGGGGUCGUGUUUCUCUCAGUUCGUGCCACUUCCCACCGCCUCGCUCCUCCCGGGAAGGGCCCCGCCCCCACACCAUCCCCACCCCCGGCGCUGCGAGCACAAUCCCGUUGAUUUGUAACGAUUUCUGUCUUUUCUGUCUUUCUCUUUCUCUGACCUCCCUCCCCUCGCCGCGAGCAUGCGCAGGCACCGCCCCUACCCCCCCUCCGGUUCGGUUCGUUUCCGGUUUGUUUGCUGAGCUGUCAAUGAAAGACCCGUGUAAUUAUUCCCGAGCUUUACAAUAAAAGUGUGAAAACCGGA